CUCUCUACUCUCUCAAUCUAUCUCUCCUCUCUGUCUUUCUCUGAACGCAUCACACGGUCCGACCCAGUGCGCUCUGUCAAGCCAAGCACAACAAGACUGAGGACACAAACCCACCCCUGGUCACUGGCAUCCUGAUGGAAUUAUCCAGAUAGAGGCUGAGAAGAGGACUGACCCACCUGGAAGUAGUAGAUGAGUUUGGCCAGGCUGGCACCUGUGUUGUUGGGGGACAUACCAUCCAGACUAUUGAAAAAGUAUUCCAUGGUAAAGUGACCAGGAAGGAAUAGCAGAGUGAUGGUAGAUGGCCAGGAUGCCUUUGGAUAGGAGCGAGUCUCCUCUGACCCUGUCUUAGUGACUGGCACCUGGGACAUCCAGCCGGGGGCGAGGAACGAGUCGGAGGGGUUCGGUUUACAGCCUGCUCAGAACGGACCAGCUGUCGGGCCCGAGGAGAACACUGCGCUGAACCGACGAGCUGAGAGCCUACCUGCCACGGGAGAAACCCCACUACGAGGCAGGCCUAGGGUUAGGCUUCAACCUAGGGUUAGGGUUAGGGUUAGGGUUAGACCCCACUUAGGGCUGAGGAGGCGUUGGGUGGGAGAGGAGGACCAGGAGGUGUAAAGAUGAGGUGCUGGUGUAUUCUACUGCUGUGCAUCUGUACUGUCUAUGGAGAGCUGCCAUUCAUACCUGAGAACAACGCCGUCAUGCUGGUCAACUGGAAUGCCGGGGACGGGAAUAAGGAGCUGUACAACAUCUAUGACACCAGCGCCAAUGAACCGGGGAAUAUGUCUUUCGUAAAGGAGACUGUGGACAAACUGUUACAAGGCUAUGAUAUACGCCUUCGACCAGACUUUGGAGGUGCUCCGGUCGCUGUUGGCAUGAGCAUCGACGUGGCAAGCAUUGACAUGGUGUCAGAAGUUAACAUGGACUACACGUUAACUAUGUACUUCCAGCAGUCCUGGAGAGACAAGAGGCUGGCAUACGCCGGUAUCCCCCUCAACCUGACGCUGGAUAACCGGGUAGCGGACCAGCUCUGGGUCCCUGACACAUACUUCCUCAAUGAUAAAAAGUCCUUCGUUCACGGCGUCACCGUGAAGAACCGAAUGAUCCGACUGCAUCCAGACGGCACCGUGCUGUACGGACUGAGGAUCACCACGACGGCUGCCUGCAUGAUGGACCUCAGGAGAUAUCCCCUGGAUGAACAGAACUGCACUCUGGAGAUAGAAAGCUAUGGCUACACAACAGAUGACAUCGAGUUCUACUGGAACGGAGGGGAGAAUGCUGUGACAGGCGUCACUCGCAUUAAACUGCCACAGUUCUCCAUUGUGGACUACAAACUGGUCUCAAAGAACGUGGUCUUUUCAACAGGUGCCUACCCACGCCUGUCUCUGAGCUUCAAGCUGAAGAGGAACAUCGGCUAUUUCAUCCUGCAGACCUACAUGCCCUCCAUCCUGAUCACCAUCCUCUCCUGGGUGUCCUUCUGGAUAAACUACGACGCCUCCGCUGCAAGAGUGGCUUUAGGUAUCACCACUGUGCUCACCAUGACCACCAUCAACACCCAUCUGAGAGAGACGCUUCCCAAGAUCCCCUAUGUCAAGGCCAUCGACAUGUACCUGAUGGGCUGCUUCGUCUUCGUCUUCCUCGCCCUGCUGGAGUACGCCUUCGUCAACUACAUCUUCUUUGGACGGGGCCCUCAGAUGCAGAAGAAGCAGGCGGAGAGAGCAGAGAAGGUCAACCAUGACAGGGCAGCCAAGUUUGAUGGCAACAGGGUAAGGUUUACCCCCCCAGAAAUGGUUGACUCGCAGGGAAACAUUCUGCUUACAACCUUGGAGAUCCACAACGAAGUCGGAGUGGGCAACGAGAUCACUACCAGCAUCACUGAGACAACCACCCGGAACUCCUCAAUGAAAUUCGACCAAUCAGGCCUCCAGUACCGGAAACAGAGCACGCUGAGUGGCCGGGAGUCAGCCCGUACCAGCAUGGACAGGAACACUCAAAUGAAGAAGACCAGACUACGGAGGAGGUCUUCGCAACUUAAAAUAAAAAUCCCAGACCUGACGGACGUGAACGCCAUUGAUCGAUGGUCACGGAUUUUCUUCCCCUUUGCCUUUUCCCUCUUUAACCUGAUCUACUGGUUGUACUACGUGAACUAAUCCAGCUGUUUCAAACCUCUCCUGGGGGGGCCACUGGCUAUACGGUUUAGCUAAAGGCAGAAGGGAUUUUUAAGCCCCCACAUUUGUCUUGUUCUUGGUGAGAUAAAAAAUGUCUGAACUCUAGGGAGUUCCAAAUACGCAAUCCUUAUUGACAUCGUUCUUUCACUGGGAGGGAGCGUAGAGACUUUUACACUGGAACAAUUAUGUACUCAGCUGCGUGCUCACGUUCACUGGACUGUUUGCUCAUACAAACAGGGACUCAAGUCAAGAAUUUUAUUUUCUGAAGACCCUUUGUUAAAUUACUAUCCCUCGGAUCUCUCUGGGUUUUCCAGUAUCGCACGGUGACACAUUUAGGAGGCAUGGGGGACAUACAUUAAAUAGUCUGCAUCCUCAAUUGGCUACCUACUGCAAUUCUUGUUUGUCCACUAUUUUUAAAUAGUGCACUUUUUAGUGAAUAUGCUGUCAUUUGGGAUGCACCCAUUGGUAUGGGGCUCUUAAUAUACUUUUGUUUUUAUAAUGCUUUCUGCCAAUUAAUGUGACUCCAUCCAUUAUUUCAUGUAGGUCUCGCUAGUUUACAUAGUAGCCCAUUAUGAAUUGAAUUAAACAUGCAAUACGCAGACUUUGGGUUACAACAUCUGAUAUUAUCAUUACUAUUCGUAUAAUUAUCAGUACAAUCUUGUUCUUUGAGCUGUGAGAGAAUUAUCCUCUCCCUCUCUGGCUCCUCUCUAUAUUUAUAUAUGUGUUUUUUCACAAUGAUCUCACUCCAUUAUAUAGAUUAUAGUAAUGUAUUGACCUGUUUUGGGGUAUUGAUUCCAUUUGCCUUGGGGUUGGAAUGAUUAUGCUGCACUCUAUUCAGUUAUUUUCUUAAGUGCUUAACUAGCCUAUCGGUAACCUUAAUCUUUUCUUCACUGUGCAUUUGAGGCAAUGUAAGGACGUCAAAUCUGACCCGACCGAAUCACACCUGAUUUAAUUUGUACACAGUUAUAGCACACUGCUCUCACGUUGUAACAAGCAAACCAUUGUCCCUCAUCAUUUUGGUCCUAUUUCAAGAGUUAGGCCUUUCACCUCGCCUCUUUCUCUCUGAAACCACUUCAUCCAUGUUUGUUCAGGAUCUCAAACCAUAGGUUUCUGGGACCAAUCAGAAUGUUUUGAAUGCAUUUUUGUGUAUGGCAAUUGGCUGGAGUGAUGUGGCUGGGCAAAACCGAUUUCAUUUUGAUCAUCCAUAUAAAUUUGAAAAUUAAACAUACCCUCAUUCAUCUGACAUAUCCUAUCUUCAUCACUGACCUUUCCAGAGUGAAAUGAUCAUUUCUGAUUUCUGAAAUACUUACAAAUUAAGCAAACCGUGGUUUUGCACUGCUGUUAUGCGUUGCUCAAUGAAGGCUUUUCUGGGACCUUACAUAUGCAAACAGUAGCCUUUGCUUUGCCCUUCAGCAACAUCCCACCAAAUGUAUACGAUUUUCUUCAUGAACAAAAGUAGCUUGAGGAUUUUGAAUUCCAUUCUUUCUACAGUGUGAAUACGGUAGCUAUAGAAAACUCAGGUUCUCAAUGGAGAUGUUUCUUAUCACCAUGCAUAUGGUUGAUGGAAAUGUUUCUGUUAUCCCUAUGAGCAAAGUAUUCCUAUCUAUUUCCUGAUCAUUUAUUUUUCAUGUAGCCCUGCUGCUCAGAUGGGAGGCUUGUGUCUGAACGCCUUGCUUCAGUGGACACUUCCUGUUUCUGCAUUUCUACUGCAGCUCGGACGUUCACCAGAGAAGUCUUCAAAUGUUUGUUGUUAUUUACUUGUGCGUGAGUUGCUUUUUGUGAAUGAGGAGACUGCAAGGUCAAACUGAACUUUUAACCCCUUUCCCCAUAACUUCUGAAGGUCAUUCAACUCUCCCAUUUUGUAAAUACCCAUUAUGGUUACCACUAUAUGCUGUCAACAAUGUUAACUGCUGAAAAUUUGUGCUCCUCACAUUCGUUUUGUUCAGAGACGCCCGUUUUUAUUCUGAUUGAUCAUUGUGUUGUAAAUAUAUUACAGAUUAUCAGAUUUUGUGAUCCGAUUUUUUAAUUCUUGCGUGAUUUUUUUAUCGAAUAUGAAAAGGUCCAUAGUUGUACAAACUCUGCUGUCUAGUUUUGUGGGCAGUGUGAAUUAUAAAACGUUGAAUAGGAGCCAUAAUUUCACCCUGAGGCUGUGAUUCAGCUGUUAAUCUGAUCAACACAGAACAACUUGAGACAGGCGCUAUGCAUCCAAAAUGCUACCCUAUUCCCUAUUUGGGGGAAAUUUACUUUUAAGGCCUACAGAAAUCUGGACAAAAGAAGUGCUCUACACGGAAUGCGCUGCCAUUUGGGACACAUGCAGACAUUACACAACACCAGCCUACAGCUGACAUGCCCUCUCUGAAGUCUCUAAUACAUUCUCUCCUUGUGACUCUGUGACUCCAUAUGUAGGAUAGUCAAAUGGAGCCUCACAGUCAGUUUGUGGUGAAGGUGGGACAUUAAAAGACGUCUUGUGAAAUAGUUCAAAUGAAAAUGGUUUAAAUGAAAAUGCUUUGAAAGGGAUAACAUAAUAUAUUAAACAUGUUACCAAAAAGGACAGGAGAGACUUUGUGGUGAAGAGAGAGAUGUGUUUUGGUGAAUCCAACAUGGGUUGUUUGCU
Molecule: messenger RNA, 4779 nt
Organism: Esox lucius (northern pike)
Lineage: Eukaryota; Metazoa; Chordata; Actinopteri; Esociformes; Esocidae
Gene: gabrb3
Product: gamma-aminobutyric acid type A receptor subunit beta3
Exons: 10
Coding region: 618-2147 (509 amino acids)
Biological process (GO): nervous system process; regulation of membrane potential; monoatomic ion transmembrane transport
Cellular component (GO): membrane; neuron projection; synapse
Molecular function (GO): extracellular ligand-gated monoatomic ion channel activity; neurotransmitter receptor activity; GABA-A receptor activity
Source: RefSeq, a predicted model, not a curated record